This is a messenger RNA of Coregonus clupeaformis (lake whitefish), 2189 nucleotides long. Its product is annotated as gamma-secretase-activating protein-like. Gene Ontology annotation, cellular component: trans-Golgi network. The record is from RefSeq and is a predicted model, not a curated record. The annotation marks the transcript as partial. Gene Ontology annotation, biological process: positive regulation of amyloid-beta formation. The transcript is spliced from 27 exons. Lineage: Eukaryota; Metazoa; Chordata; Actinopteri; Salmoniformes; Salmonidae.
GUAAGGACUGUAUGGUUGCAGAUCUCUAGGGAAGUGAUUUUCUUUCAAAUCCCGCCUUCUGCUUUGUUUUCGCAGGAUGUGGUGUCAAGUAUAUUCAAGAAAGAGGCGACCGUGGGAGGAAUCAAAGAAUACUCAGCGACCGUUGACACUCGGAUCCUCAACAUUGAAAGGGAUGGAGGAGUCCUCUACUCCUGGAAAGGGGCGACAGGGACCACCAGGAUCGGGAAAUACGACCCCAAUACCAGACAGAAUAAGCUCCUCUACACUUUUUGACAAGCAGGUGUGUGUCAGCAGCUGUUCUCUGAAUAAGGAGGAGACUCUGCUGGCGGUCAGUUUGGCACAGUGGACAAGGACAGAGGAGCGCCUCAGACCAGUUACAAAAUGUCUGACCCUCCUCAUUGAGAUCCAUCCCAUAAACAACAUUAAGGUCCUGAAGGCUGUUGACUGCCGGGUCAGAGUUCAGUUCAUCCAUCCAGACACAGAGAGGGACUCAGUGCUGGAGAGUCACCUGCUGCUGGUAGCAGAAGAUGGCUAUGUGGAGCAGCUCCAUGUGAUGCUGGUCAGACAGGAGGGUUACAGAGUGGUGAUGUUGAACCCAGAGUGCCUGGCCAAAGACAGGGUGGCAGAGGAGUUCAGCUGGGUCCAGUGGGACAGCCAGACACAGAGACUCUUCUACCUCACAUACAGGGAAAAAGCUGUGCUGAAAUGUGUGCAAUUCUACCAUGACCACAACUGUGAGACCUUGUUUGAGCUUGCACUGGAGUUGCCCUUUAACCCUUUCACCUGUAUGAGGUUUGUUAACCUGGGCUUUGACCAUCACCAAGAGACACAGCAUGAACGAGAGGAGAUGAGGAUGGUGGUGAUCACCAAUAAAAUAGGGAGUAUGUGUGUGUGUUACAUCCAGCCUGCUGGGGCCAACCAGGAGAUCACAUACACCAUAGUCCUGGUGCACAGAGGAUGCAGUAAAACGUUCUCAGUGGCGCUGGAUGACACCCCUAUUCCAUGGACCACAGAGCUCCUCCCUCUAUUCAUCCCUAUUGGUUACUACGUGGUGGUCUACCUGGCUGGUCACUUCCUGCACUGUAUCAACACCAGACAACAGGAGCUGCUCUGCCACAGUCUCUUCCUCUCAGGUGUUGAUGCAGAGCUGGGUGUGUUGGGAUCAGACAGUGUGGUGUUGUCUCUACCUGAGUCCUCUCUGCUGGACCUGAACACAGGCAUGAUGUACACUGCAGACCUCAACCCCUCAUUUCUACUGGACCUACUGCACUGCAGCCACAGUAGACCUGACGCCCAACGCCUGGCUGCACUGCACUGUCUGCAGCUCUACAUGGGGCCCAACGCUACACUACAACUGAAGAUCAUAGAUUGGAUCUGUGACAAUGUGAUGCCGUUCGACACCUUCGAUCAAAUUCAGGAGUUUAUUCUGGCGUCACUGUACAGGAUCAUCUAUAAGAAGUCUCUCAGUCUGGAUGAAGUUCUACCCUACUCCUCUGUGUUUGAGAAGAAGAAGGUACCUGAGAAUCUAGACCAGGUCCCUGGUGUCACCUGCACCACAGAGCUCCAUGCUGAACCAGUGUUCAAAGGAAAGGCCAGAAGUCUCCAGGGCUAUUGGGAAGAGCUACAGUGGAGCACAGAGAAGAUGAAGUACUUUGAGGCGGUUCCAAACCCACGAUACAGAACAUCUCAGAUUCUUCCAGAAUGGACCAAGCUGCUCGCUACCCUGAAGUCGGAGAAGAAGAAGUCUUCUAACUAUCUGCGUCACAUUGAGGAGAACACCAGGAAAGUUCUGUCGAUGGUGGACAGCUGGAAUCUAGAUCAGAAAGUGGUUCUGUUGUUCCAGGAGGAGGACAGCCAGCAGAGGGCGCUCAUAGGCCUGAUGGUGGACAAGCUGAGAGAGCACCUCAACAGACACCUGCCUCGUCUGGGGAAGAAGAAGAUCGAUGUGCUGGUGGUGAACUACGUGGCCAAGCUGCUGGAGCUGAUCAGACACAUGCUGGAGUCUGUAUGGCUGAAGUACAAACUGGGCCCUCUGGUGCUGUGCUUAAAGCAGCAGGGCAGUUCAGCAGAGUGGGCCGUGUUUCACCUGAUGUGUCGGAUACUGGAGGCUACAAAGACUCUGUGUCUCCCCCUCCCUCCUGGUAAGAAGAACCCUGUUGAACCUUCUCAAUAUAACAGUGCUUAUUCAU